Poeciliopsis prolifica (blackstripe livebearer) is the source of this 1218-nucleotide messenger RNA. RefSeq names its product transmembrane protein 244-like. The record is from RefSeq and is a predicted model, not a curated record. The transcript has 5 exons. Lineage: Eukaryota; Metazoa; Chordata; Actinopteri; Cyprinodontiformes; Poeciliidae. The coding region runs from base 131 to 598 and encodes 155 amino acids.
UCCGUGUUUUGUGGCCGUUUGGUCGCCAGAUGGCGCAAGCGACCCGGGUUCCUCGGGAUUAGCGGCAGAUUGCGGCUUGCAUCACGUUUGCGUUCCGCCGUCAAGUGACUUCAAAGCUGCAAACCAUGAAAUGGCAUUCAAAGGCAACGCGGUGGAUUCGAAGACCGUGCUGCUCAACCUGCUGCUGUGCCUGCUCAUAUUUUACUCCCUUUUCUACAUGAUCGGGAGCGUGUGCUUCGGCGCUUUCAGGCUGGAUCAGUUUGACGGGCUGAUUCCAUUCGAUUUUAAAACCGAACCUGCCGAGUCUAACUCCAAGUACCUGGUCAACCUCCUCUCCUUGGAGCUGACCUACUUUUGUAGCGGCAUACUAUUUGCUGCAGUGGUGAAGAGGCGGGUUUGGGACUACGCCCUCACUGUCACACUUCUUCAUGUCAUGAUCACCAGCCUGGUGAUGUUGGAGUUUCCUACAGUUUGGCAGUGGUGGCUGGCUUUAGGUAAGCAAACAUCAAUGGCAGCCCGCCUUUUUGUCAUCAACAGUGAGUUUAUUCAUGAUUCAUGCUCUGUGUUGCUUUUUCCACAGUUAGCGGCUUGUUUUUGAUGAUUUGCAAUGGUCAGCUGAUUGCCUACUUCACAUGUCAGAGUGAGCAGAGCUACGCCACCUUCAGCUACUACUGACAAGCUGGAAAGGCAAAAAAUUAAUUUAAAUUAUUUUGUUAAAAGGUUAAACUUGUGUUCAUAUACAUUCACUACACACAGAGUGAUCUACUUAUUAGUGUUAAUUUUGAUGAUUAUGUUUUACAGUUAAUAAAAGCCCCAAAUUCAGUCUCUUAGAAAAUUCAAAUAAUGCAUAAAACCACUGAAAAUAAUUGUUAAAAUGUAAAAGACUGCUAGCAGACUCUCCAGUUUGGGGUAAGUCAACAAAGAUCUUCGCUAGAGAAGCUGACUCCCGACAAACUGUCGUGUCCAAGCAUGUCAAUGGAAAGUUUAGUGGAAAGAAAAUAGUAAUAGCUGCAAAAGGUGUGAUUACAGUGAAGUCAAGCGUCUAGUGGGAGAUUUACAAGAUUUGGACAGUAGUUGCAUUCAGAGCUUCAUGAACUUCCACAGACAGAAUAUGGGCUGCAACUGUCCUGUUCUCAUGUUAAGUCACCCCCAAACCAGAAACAACAGAAACCUCUGAACUGGGCCAAAGAGAAAACGCACUGGUUACUGACAUUAAAG